Messenger RNA from Planococcus citri (citrus mealybug), 5725 nucleotides. RefSeq names its product zinc finger and BTB domain-containing protein 24-like. Bases 443 to 2275 code for a protein of 610 amino acids. Gene Ontology annotation, molecular function: DNA-binding transcription factor activity; RNA polymerase II cis-regulatory region sequence-specific DNA binding. The transcript has 8 exons. Lineage: Eukaryota; Metazoa; Arthropoda; Insecta; Hemiptera; Pseudococcidae. The record is from RefSeq and is a predicted model, not a curated record. Gene Ontology annotation, biological process: regulation of transcription by RNA polymerase II.
GUCGAUGUUGUCUCAAGGGAGAAGUUUUGAAGAGAAGUAUUUAUUUUAUAUCCUUUUUCCUUUUCUCGAAUUGUGUUUGGUGUUACGUUGAGUAUUAAAUUCGAAUGUAGUAAUUAAUAAAUAUUCUAAUUUAUAUAUCGCGUAUCAUAUCGAGUUUCCGAACGACUGCAUAUUCGAACGCAUAAUAUGGUUGAAGUGAGUGCCCUGAAAUCCAUCUCGUACUAGUUUAACCAACUUGUAACUUUCGAAUACGUGACCCGAUUUUGUUUUAUUAAAUAAACUUGCAUUCUUUUUAAUCUCGAGAUGAAAAUUUCACGUAAAUUUGAGUCGAAAGGGUGGUAAAUCGUCGUGAACAGAUGUUGAACGCGGUUGUAAUCAUCCAUUGAACUUUGAAGUAACUUUAUUAUUUUUGAUGAUGACCUGAUAGUGAUACUACGACAAGAUGAAUUUCACUCCUACAUUUUUGACUCCAUUCACUUCGACUGCACUACCGGUGAAUAGUGCUUCGGUUCCUCAGUUAUCGACAGCUAAAUUUGCUAGUGCUGCUACGACUACCGGAGGAGGUCAAGUAGUAGCCGUAUUGAACAGCGAUGAAAGCGGUGUCACCUACUUAAGACCCAUAGAUACCCAUGGAUUUGUUAAUUUAGGCGGUGCUCUGAAUAAUCAGCAACAUAAUCAAAUCAUUACAUUGCCUAUAACUAUACCUGGAUCAAAACCGGGUGAACAACCUCAACAGCAAACCUUACAAAUCCAAGUGGUGAAUCCCAAUUCAGGUGGUAAUUCUGAUAAAGUUUUACCUCUAUCUUUGCAACAUUUUGGUCAAGUCUUACAUGUAGCUUAUAAUCAUCAAACCGCUGAUGGAUUACAAUUACAGUUGCAGACAUCCGAUGUUGGCGAAGAGAUUACUGGUGAUCAAACAAAUAGUAGUGAUAAUGAUAAUAAUUCUUCGCAGUCAUUAGAUCAACAAGGAAUGAAUAGCGAUAGUCCGGUACUAGAUGUUAAACCUACAUUAGCUGAAUUGCAUCAGCAGCAAGAUCAACAUGCAGCCGCGUAUCCAUUAACGGUUGUCGUUCCUCCGGAAAUAAUCCUACGUACUGCGUUAGGCGAUAGUGUGAUUGAAACAAACGACAAAAAUGCUGAAGAUUCCAAAGAAAAAGAACGCCUCAGAGACGGUAUGAAUUCGUGGCAAGCAGCACCUGUUACUUCGUCAGUAGCCGAGUACUUAUCGCAUCUACCUGCCGAUUCGUUGCCCUUAUCGUUGCAUCAUUUCUUGAAGUUUUCUAAUGAUACUAUCAAACGUGAAUCAGCCGUUGAAUCUUCUCCUUUAUCGAACCCCGAUGAUGGUACUGAAGGACAUAUGCUUGAAAUGAAUCCCGAUGAUCCUGAAAAUGAUCAGUUGAAAGGUAAAAAGAAGAAGAAGUAUAAGAAAAAACCUCCAAAACCCCGUCGUCCUAGACCUGGUCAAGUACACAUUGCUACAGCUUUAGAUGGCACGUUGCUAUUCUGCUGUCCUGAGUGUAAUAUGGCAUACCCUGACAAAGAAAUGCUGGAACAGCAUUUGGUAGCACAUAAAAUUGAUCGACGAUAUAUUUGUGAUAUAUGUGGUGCUGGUUUGAAGAGAAAAGAACACUUGGAGAGACAUAAACUGGGUCAUAAUCCGGAACGACCUUACGUUUGCGAAGUCUGUACCAAAGGUUUCAAACGAAAAGAACAUCUAAACCUACACGCGGUGAUACACUCGGGUGAAAAGACCGAAAUCUGCGGCGAAUGCGGCAAAGGCUUCUACCGGCGUGACCAUCUACGUAAACACACCAAAAGUCACAUCGCCAAACGCAUGCGCGAAGAACUACACCAACAGCAACAGCAACUUCACCAGUUGCAAGAACAACACCACCAGCAACAGCAGCAGCAACAACAACAACACCAACAACAUCAUACGAUUCUUAUCACGACACCUCAAGAAAACGGCAACGGCGAUCAUUCAAAUACUUUGAUAAUCCAGGCUAAUCCGGCGGCUCUCGCAGCAGCCGCUCAAGCCGCCGUCAACGAUCAUCACGUAGACGGCAGUGGGCAGCUGAUGAACUCCAACUCUCCCGAUCCUCUCGAAGGUGCUGUGAUCCUACCGGCGACCACGACCGGUGACGAGAACGGCCAUCAACCGUCGCUCAUCAUACAACAACGAACCAUCCAGCAAGAUCAACAGCAACAAUGUGAUGAGAUGGACCAAUCUCAACAAACGCAAACUACGCAAUGUAUUUUAAAACAGGAGCCAUGAGAUAUGCUUUCUGAUUGCAUUGAUGAGUAUAUCUUGGGUAUGUGAUUGUGAAUGCAGCAACCUCAGCGACGACCGCCGCAUCUCUAAAAAUCCACUACUCUCUCAUUCGAAUUGAACGCACAACGGUGUACAGAUCCUUUUUUUUUCGAUAAAUCGAGAUUUAUCGAUUCGCAAGCACUUCGAUGUGAGGGUAAGUUGAUUCGUGAGAUGCUCUCGUGUGUCUAUUUGUUCAAUCUGCCUCUUCCCUCGAACUACCUCUUAAGUAUCCUAGGUCGUACUUAACAUGUUUUAUCCUUCGACUUCUCACGAUAGAAAAAAAAACUCCUCUACGGAUGAUUAUAUAUUUUCUAAAUUAAGAUUCAUCAAUGCAAUCGAUUUAAAACAAAAACCAAAAAAAAAAAAGAAAAACUUGUAAAAUGUAUAUUAUUAUUUCGCAGUAUUCACAUUUCUCUCUGCUCGGCUCAUUUUAUCUUUGUACUUUUUUUUGUUUUCGAUGAUUAUGUAAAUAUUUUACGUUGUGUUAAUUGGCGAGAAAGAAAUGAUUUGGAGAGAAUUGGAUCAUAUGGUAGCACUGAAGUAUUUUUUCGUGAAAAAAUAUUUAAGUAUAUUGGUAACUGGUAUUAGGGUCUGGUAUCUGUUUUAUUCAUUUUUUCCCCCUUUUGUGUACGUAUUUAUUCAUUUGACAAUUUAUACAUACUAUUUUUCGCGAUCUGUUGUUUGUUUCGUUAUUAUGAUUAUUGUUUUGUUCGACGUUGUUGAAGUUGAAGUAAAAAAAAAAACGACCUGGUUCGUUUUUCGUAUUUAAUUAGUAUGAUAGAUAACUGUUAUAAUUUUUAAUAUUGUGUAAAUUUGUUUAUAUUUUUAGUCUGCGAUUAUCGUUGCAUUGCGUUUGCGCGCGCACUGUGGGUCCUUGAUGGAAAAAUCGUCGUUGUCUUCCAGUCCCUCCAUUCUUCGUCGUAGUAUAUAUUUUCAGUUUUACUAUCCUGAUGUGUGAUGUUUAGUGGCGUUGCCGAGGAGGGGGGCAAUUGGGGUGAUUGCCCUCUUCUUGAAUAUGAAAAAAAAAUUUCGUUUUUUGAACCAAUUUUUGAAAAAUUUUCACUCGAGCAGUCAUUUUGCCUUCUUUUUAAAAAAAAAAUGAAAUAUGUAGUUUUUCAGAAAAUUACCUCAAAUUUUGAUUUUUUGUAUACUUGAAAAUGUAGUUUUACCCCCUCUUUGGCAAAAUCUUGGGUACGCCACUGCUGAUGUAAAAAUUUUAGGGCUAAAUUAUUAAUUUUUAUCAUUUACCAUAAUACUUUCCCCUCCCCUCCUCGUCAUUGCCCAAUGUUCUAGUUUUCGGAUGAAGUACCUUGAUCAACUACGUACCUACCUAUGUGGUUUUCGAAUCAUAUUUUCAUGAUUUUGUUUCCUGUUUUAUUCGGCUUAAUGUCGAUGAUAUUUUUAAUUUCAUCGAAUUUUUUGUCUGCUUUUUGUUGGGUGUGUUUAGAUUCGAGGUGUUUUGUUGUAUAGGUUUAAUUUUUUUUUUGUUCUGUAAACGUGUACAUUUCAAAGAAGGAUCUAAUGUCCUGAAACAUUUAUGUUUAGGUAUUAAUGGCACCAAAGUUUUUAAUCGUUACUGAGGUCGUGAUGCAAAUCUGAACUAUUUGACGUGAAAAGAUUCGUUGUUGUUGCUGUGGCCUAGAUCGAGAAAGGGAAAGGUUAUGAAUACGUUGUACCCAAUUUUGGGUCAUUUUUUUCCUGAUUGGUUGAUCUGGAAAGCAGGUCGUCAUUGGAACUUUUAAAAAUUUAUUAUCGUUGGAAAUUUUAAGAAUUUAGAGAGCUUGUGAGCAUUUCGAGUUGUUUAAUGUGGAAAUAAUAAUUAUGGAUCAAAGUCGUGAAACUUGGAUUUUUUCAUGCUCUCUUCCUUUCCCUUGCUUCCUUUCAACGGGUGAGAAGCAGUUUUAACUUGUUGAAAUUGUAUCAAUUUUAUAUCAAAUUCCUGAAAAUUUUUCCAUCCAACGUUUUCUUUGAAAUAUGUGCUUUUGGCGUCAAAAUGUGCAGAUUUAAUGUAUGGCUGAGUAACGUUAAUUUUUCUUAUAGGUAUUAUUAUUAUUAUGAGGAUGAAAAAAUUCUAAUUAGUGUGAUCACUGAUCUGCGUAUUCAUGUUCAAAUCGGAGAGAAGCUAUGUCGAAUAUUUGUGUGUGAUUGCAGCCUUUAAAAAAAAAACAAAAAAAAAACGCUCGUUUGUCUAUAAACCAUUCUGUUUUAGUAUUCUUUUCAAUUCAAUAUUUUUCGUCGACUUUUUUACUAAUAUUUAACGUAUCCAAAGUUCAUAAGGCUUUCAGAUGAUUUGAUAAUUCUGUAAAAAUUGUUUUUACGAGACAAACGACCAAAAAAAGUCAAAGAAGAACUCUUAGACUAAAAUGUUUAAAAUUUUGUUCUAGACACGUGGUUUUACAUAGUUUGUUUUUAAUGUAUCUAUUUUACGAAUGGAAUAUGUCUACGUAUGUGUCGAGAGAUGAAGAGAUGAACGUAUAAUUAUUUCGUGCGUAUUUGUGAUCAGAUAAUCUGAUAAAAAAGGUUGUUUUUGUUUUCUUUUCAUUCAUUUUCAUAGCGUAAAUAUUAAGUACUUGUUUGUUUUUAUCCUUUUCUGAUUUGUACAAUUUGUUUUGUAGACAUUUUCUUUUUGUUUGAAAAAUUUUCUAAGGAAAUACGAAGCCUACAUCAGGAAAUCAGACUGUGAUAUUAAAAUUAACGUUGAUGAAAGUACGUAUCUCGAUACCUUUGAGCACGUACCUUAUCCAAAUUUCAUUAUUUAGCAGUCUCUUGAGCUUUUAUGAUUUUUAGUGAACAAAUUCCAUACGGUCAAAGGUGGAAAUUUUUUUAACCGUUUCGUUUUGUUUCAUUUUAAGCAUUUUUUUAAAAGCAAAUUCUUUGGUACUGGUUACCAAUGAGAAUUGUCUUGUAUGGAUUUCAAACAUAUUCGAAAAGGAAAUCAUUGCGGAAAUUUGUAUUUUAUUUAUAAAUUUAAAUAAAAAAAAAACGCUAUUUAUCGUGUACUAACCUUAUAAACCUUGACCUCGUUAUAAUUGUUAAAUAGAAGAAAAUUUACAAAAUGAAUUUUAUUUUCGGUGUCGUGAGUUUCUCUCCGAGUCCGAGGGCCAAUGAUUAUUGAAAAAUGACAAUAAGAUAAGCGUUUGUAAAAUUUUACUUUUUUGAUUAUCGUACUAUACAUUUCUUCGAUCGAUUGUAAAUAAUUUAUUAUUAUCGGGAAACAGGGUUUUUUUAUAAUUAAUUUUUACUAUCGACGAAAAAGGAAAAAAGUUUUUUCUCGUUUGUAAGAUUUCUUUACGACGUUAUAUUUAUUUUAGCCAUUAUAGCAAUAAUUUGUGUAAGUUUAAUGUUGAAAUUACUUUUGUACUCUCAAUACAUAUUUGUAUCAGUUUUAUUAUUAAACCGGAUUUUCUCCCAGAG